CACACACACACAUGGGCGUUUCUACUUUCUAGCAAUUACAUACACGCGCCUCUUAUUUGUCCCUUUUUCGUUUCCACUUUCAUUCAAUCAUAUACUGCAUUACUCUUUGUUCUGAUUAUGAUUUUGGUUUCUGCUUCCACUCCUCCCUCAGCUUCUGUGUAUAUAUGUCAUGAAAUCUGAAGAAUCAACGAACAAGCGAACUUCUCAGCCAUUUCAUUUUGCUCGCCCCUUUUCUAGCAAAAUUUUGGAACAUACGCAUGAGAAACUUCCGAGUUUGAUAUAUUUGUUAUAUAUAAUAUAUUUAAUUUCUUUUUGAGCUGGGAAGUUAGGGCAAACUUUACAAUCUAAAUCUUUGCGAGGUUUGAACAAAGUUAACAGGAAUGAGCUCGGAACCAAAUUUUUUUUGAACUUCUUUUGGAGAGAAAUUUAUGCUCUUUAGUUUUUUAUUUUAACUCUUGGAAUUAUUUAAAGAUGAAUCUCCACCUCCCGAUCUCCAUCUGCUUUUUCCAACAAUAGGCAGCAAAUGCCUAGCCAGUCCUUGGAGAAUAUGUUGGCUUGUCCAAAGGCACAGAAUCAAGAGAGAAAGCCAAGACCUCAGCCAGAACAGGCCCUGAAGUGUCCAAGAUGCGACUCUACCAACACCAAAUUCUGUUACUACAACAAUUACAGUCUCUCCCAGCCAAGAUAUUUCUGCAAGUCUUGCAGGAGAUAUUGGACAAAAGGAGGAACUCUGAGGAAUGUUCCAGUGGGCGGAGGCUGCAGGAAGAACAAAAGGUCCUCGUCAUCUUCGUCGUCGUCAUCAAAAAGAGCUCAGGAUCAAUCAGUCACACCCAAUUCCAACCCACUCAUCACCCCCCUCCCUCCAUUAUCAUAUGACCCCAAUGAACUCACUCUUGCAAUGGCUAGACUCCAAAAACAAUCUUGCGGGCAAUUGGGCUUUGGUGACCAUGAUUUUUCCGUUAUGGGAAAUUCCCUUGGAAACCUGUCUUCCACAAACAUUGGAUUUCUGGAUGCACUUCGUAGUGGAUUCCUUGAAACACAGGGUAAUAGUCUCCAGGAUCUGUACUACGGAUAUGGAAAUGGGGACUCGGGAGAGGUGGAUAAUGGCAAUAAUAGUAAUGCUUGUGGGAUUGCUGGGGUUAGUGGAGAGAUUAUGCUUCCAUUUGAUCAAGAAGUGAGUAAUGCCACUACUCAAGCAGUCACUGUCACUACCAUGAAGCAGGAAAUGUGCAAUGGCAGAGAACAAGGUGACACCAAGGUUUUGUGGGGUCUUCCAUGGCAGCUUAAUGGAGACACGAAUAUGGGUGAAAUUGAUUCAGGAAGAGCAAAUUGGAACAGUCUCACUUCGUCUUGGCACGGGCUUCUUAAUAGUCCCCUAAUGUAAAAACUCCAAGAGAGAACAAUCACAGGGCCGUGAUGAUUUCCCCUCAUGUUUGACUAGAAUCUAUCGCUCUUGAACUUUUUUUUUUCUUUGGCCAAACUCUUAGACUUUCAAUAUUCCUCGGGUUUUGAAUCAAAUCAUCAUGUCUUCUUGGUUGCGUCCUUUUUUUUAAAAAAAAAUUUCCCACUUAAGAACAUUUCAGAUUUGUUUGGUUUUUUUAAUGAUAGUCAAGGAAGUUGGAGAGAAGUAGAUGAAGAAUCAUUAUUCGGCUAUUUGACAAAAAGAAGCGGGAGAGAGAAAAGAAUGAGAGUGAUGUUUCAUGGUUGAUUGCAGUCUGAGCCUGGACUCUCUGAUCGGUUGGAAUCGGUAUUUUUAGCUCCUCUGCGUUUUGAAGGUAGCAGUGUUUUCGAGAUAUUCUGCCAUGAUUGCGUCUUUGUAUGAUCAGGCAGAAUCUGACUGAGAACAUGCAGCACCAUCAUCAAAUUACUAAACUGCAUAAUAUAGUUAACUGCGGAUAUAAUUAAUUACAAAAUGAA
This is a messenger RNA of Prosopis cineraria, 1917 nucleotides long. RefSeq names its product dof zinc finger protein DOF2.1-like. Bases 524 to 1384 code for a protein of 286 amino acids. The record is from RefSeq and is a predicted model, not a curated record. The transcript has 2 exons. Gene Ontology annotation, biological process: regulation of DNA-templated transcription. NCBI's taxonomy places the organism in Eukaryota, Viridiplantae, Streptophyta, Magnoliopsida, Fabales, Fabaceae. Gene Ontology annotation, molecular function: DNA-binding transcription factor activity; DNA binding.